Penicillium vulpinum is the source of this 1380-nucleotide messenger RNA. RefSeq names its product putative ZIP family zinc transporter. Gene Ontology annotation, molecular function: zinc ion transmembrane transporter activity. The coding region runs from base 1 to 1380 and encodes 459 amino acids. Gene Ontology annotation, cellular component: plasma membrane. Lineage: Eukaryota; Fungi; Ascomycota; Eurotiomycetes; Eurotiales; Aspergillaceae. The transcript is spliced from 3 exons. Gene Ontology annotation, biological process: zinc ion transmembrane transport. The record is from RefSeq and is a predicted model, not a curated record.
AUGCAGAAUGCCGAAGACUGGCAGACUGCAAAGGUUUUACCUUCAGACUUGAAGCGUGCCCUCUCCGCAAUUUCAGAGAUCCCCGAUGCUCUCUUGCGAGCAGAGCUUCUUCGGCGAGAUGGAGCUUCAGAAGAUACGCCGACUUGCGGCUCCAAACAGCGGGGGGCCUAUAACACACCGUUACAUGUUAUGGCACUGUUCCUCAUCCUUGGACUGAGUACAUUCGCUUGUUCUUUUCCGGUUUUGGCGCGCCGUUUCCCUGGUCUCCCGAUUCCCCGUCGAUUCCUCUUCAUAUCAAGACAUUUUGGAACGGGUGUAUUAAUUGCGACAGCAUUCGUCCAUCUGCUUCCCACAGCAUUCGUCUCUCUGACUGAUCCAUGUCUUCCUCGGUUUUGGAGUCAAACAUAUCGGGCUAUGGCAGGGUUUGUUGCAAUGAUAUCGGUCUUUGCAGUCGUUAUCGUGGAAAUGUUCUUUGCGAUGAAAGGCGCAAAGCACGUGCACGGAAGCGAAUACGAUAAUCUCAUUGGCGUGGCUCGGCGUGACUCAAUAAGGGAUGCGGGGAAUCCAGAUGACGAUUUUUCGGGGCUAGAGGCUCGGCAGGUUUCAGAUAAUAUCAACCUAGAAAGCACAGCGCACAGCUCCAAGUUGCGGGCGACGAGAGCUUCCGGCUCAGAUCAUGGAUCGGACCGUCCUCAUCUGGCAGUUUCGUCACCGGAUAAAGAGGACGACGAGGAUGCCCUUGAUGGACUGGAUGACUACAUGGAUGACGCCGGACUUAUCAGUGGGCAGGCAGUUCAUUCUGCGCACUCACAAUCUGUCCACCGGCAUCGACCCCGUGUAAGCGAAAGCCAGAUUGAAACAGAUGGGCCAAUCCAGAAUCCGCAGCGUCAGCUUUUACAAUGCCUCCUCUUGGAAGCUGGCAUUUUGUUUCACAGCAUCUUCAUCGGCAUGGCGCUCAGUGUUGCGACUGGCACCUCAUUUGUCGUCCUGUUAAUUGCAAUCAGUUUCCAUCAGACUUUUGAAGGUUUCGCUCUGGGAUCUCGGAUUGCAUCGCUCAUACCGGAUCUCUUCCCUCCGAGUUCCAUGAAACCAUGGCUUAUGUCACUGGCAUAUGGAACGACAACUCCCCUUGGCCAGGCUAUCGGUUUGGUUCUACACAAUCUCUACGAUCCUGCCAGCGCAACAGGUCUGCUGAUGGUUGGCAUCACUAAUGCCAUUAGCAGCGGUCUUUUGCUCUUCGCGGGACUGGUGGAACUCCUCGCCGAGGACUUCUUGAGUGAGUCGAGUUAUGACACUCUCAAGGGCAGACGACGUGUUGAGGCUUGUUUGUCUGUUGCCUGCGGGGCUCUCCUCAUGGCAUUCGUCGGAGCCUUUGCUUAA